AUGCAACGGAGAAAGUCUCGCCACAGCUCUGAAGGCGCUAGCAGUUGUCUCUUGGGCACCAACGAACGCACCAUCAACAUUGCGUAUCCGGAGCCAAUCACUGAAGUUUCGGAAACGGAGGACGGCCCGAAGAAAGAAAUGUUGACACAGAAGAUCCUGUACAGCAACACCAAUGCCCACGUCCCACAGGUGCCCGGACUGGGCACCACCGUGGAUCUAAAAGCCGUGCAGAGACUACAAAUUUGUGCCUUCAACCCUCUUCACUUAACCAGGAGCCGCGGGGAUGCCUUGGCCAGAGCGGAGCGCCUGGAUGAAGGAAUAGUAGACGCCCCUUAG
Messenger RNA from Penicillium antarcticum, 336 nucleotides. RefSeq lists its product as uncharacterized. Bases 1 to 336 code for a protein of 111 amino acids. The transcript has 2 exons. Lineage: Eukaryota; Fungi; Ascomycota; Eurotiomycetes; Eurotiales; Aspergillaceae. The record is from RefSeq and is a predicted model, not a curated record.